AGGCACAAAACCGGAUGAAGAAACAGGCGGACACUCACCGCAAAGAAGUGGAAUUUCAGGUCGGGGAUAUGGUUUUCCUCAAGCUUAGMCCUUAUCGACAGAAAUCCUUGGCCAAGAGGAGGAAUGAGAAAUUGGCUGCCAAGUACUUCGGGCCCUAUAAAAUACUCCAGAGGAUGGGAAUAGUGGCAUACCGUUUAGAGCUACCAGCAGAAACAGUAAUCCAUCCAGUCUUCCAGGUCUCUCAACUAAAAAAGGCUGUGGGAACCAACAUUCCAAUCCACCYGACUCCCCAACAGCUCACAGAAGACUGGGAAUGGCGUGCCGAACCGGAGGAGGUCUUUGCCACUGGAAUCAACGGGGACACGGGACUGCCCGAGGCAUUGAUCCAUUGGAAAGGCCUGCCAGAGGAGGAAGCUACAUGGAAAACGCUCUUUGAUAUGCAGAACCAGUUUCCAGAUUUCCCCCUUGAGGACAAGGUGGAGCUUACGGGGGAGGUAGUUGUUAGGCCUCCCAUUGUGAAGACUUAUCAUAGGAAGGGUAGAAAGGGAAUUGUACUAGGUACAAUAGAAUGAUGGGGGAAUAAAGAGGCUAACGGUUUGGGGUAGUGGGACCCAUAGCUGGUGGGACCUAAAUCGUGUAAUAGGGCAACGUGUAGUAGAAAAGGGUAGGAAAAGGUAGGAGGAGAUCAUCCUAGUUUUGAGUGCUGUGAAAAGGUUAGGGAGAGAAUACCCACCCUCUCGAAUAGGUGGGUCAGCUUUGUACUGCCCACGGGCAUUUGAUUCUACGUUUUAAUACCAAAAGUGAGGCUAAUCCUCACAUUAUACCCUGCCCCUUUAUAUUUUUUCUUCUCCUGACUUCAAAUGUUGUUUUAAUUGGGUUACUCUGAAAUUUUUUAUUUAGUGUUUUGUGUUGUGGGGGUAAUGAUUUGAGGUUUUUAAGGAUUGUAAUCAAAAUACUGGUAUAGUUAGAUUAAAGAACAGUUUAUCUCAGAAUGCAGAUUUAUACCCAUAAAAAAAUUCUGAAGGCAUAUAUGAUGCAAUAGAGAAAUAAAAGAAAGAUACUAGUGCAUGCAUGCACUCUAGGCUAUCUGCAUGGGUUUAGUACAUGCAAGUCUGAGUGUGUUUAUUUGGACAUGCAUCUUUUGUUCAUUUGAGUUUCGAUUGCUUGCACUUUUUGGAUAAUGUUAAAUUAGUA
This is a messenger RNA of Momordica charantia (bitter melon), 1194 nucleotides long. The record is from RefSeq and is a predicted model, not a curated record. NCBI's taxonomy places the organism in Eukaryota, Viridiplantae, Streptophyta, Magnoliopsida, Cucurbitales, Cucurbitaceae.